AUGGGGGCAGGAAGACAGGUCAGACUCCUGCUGUGGAAAAACUGGACUAUCCGCAGGAGGCAGAGGAUGCGUUUCUUCAUGGAGAUCAUGUGGCCUGUUAUGCUGUGCAUGGGACUGGUGUGGCUUAGACGAGUGAAUCCGCUUUAUCGUCAACAUGAAUGCCACUUCCCCAACAAGGCCAUGCCGUCUUCAGGGGUCCUGCCAUGGAUUCAAGGAAUCUUCUGUAAUGCCAACAACCCUUGUUUUCAAGACCCUACCCGUGGUGAAUCUCCUGGAGUGGUCUCCAACUACAACAACUCCAUAUUUGCUCGGUUCUACACGGAUGCCCAGGAGCUUCUUUUUAGCGACCCAGAGUUCCUGCAGCUAGGUCGCCUCUGGGGGGAACUGAAUGCUAUGAGUAACUUCAUGGACACCCUGCGCACACAUCCAGAACACAUUUCAGGCCGAGGAAUAAAGGUGGAGGCUAUCCUAAAGGACGAUGAGCUGCUGACAUCAUUCCUGCUGAGAGACAUUCCUCUGACACAGGCUGUGGUGUAUCAACUAGUAAAUGCCCAAAUCAGGCCUGAACAGUUUGCCUCUGGGGUUCCAGACUUGCAUUUAAAGGAUAUUGCAUGCAGUCUGAACCUGCUGGAGAGAUUCCUCAUCUUCCCCAGCAAAAGAGGACUCCACUCUGUUCGCAACGCCAUGUGCAUCCUUACUCCUCAACGGCUACAGAUCAUUGAGGACAAAUUAUACGCAAAUGUCGACUUUUUCAAGCUCUUUCGGACGCUUCCUAUGGUGCUGGACUAUCACUCAAAGGGCAUUGAAAUUCAGCUCUGGGUACAGGUCGUCUCCGCUGUCUCGGAAAAACUGCGAGAGUUGUCCCAGAGGAGUAGCUCCAGGGAGCUUCUUCAGGUCAUGACUCCUCUCUUCCAGAACAAUCUGUCUUUCAGGCAGGCGAUGGCUGCUGCCUCCAGCCUGGUAUGUGGCUACAGUGAAGGUGCUUUCUCCCGCGUUACCUCCUUUAAUUGGUAUGAGGACAAUAACUACAAAGCCUUCCUAGGCAUUGGCAGCGGCAAAUCACGGAGCCACUACACAUACGACAACAGCACCACUCCUUUCUGCAAUGAACUGAUGGAAGAACUGGAGUCCAACCCUGUCACCAGGAUUGUGUGGAACUCUGUGAAGCCCAUGCUGAUGGGACAGAUCCUCUAUGCACCCGAUUCGCCGGCUGUCAGGCAGAUCAUAACAAAUGCAAACACUACAUUUGAGGAGCUGGAGCGGCUGAGGACGAUGGGGAAGGCAUGGGAGGAAGUGGCUCCUCAGAUCUGGGCUUUUUUCCAAGAUGGCGUCCAAGUCAAGAUGAUCCGGGACACCAUCAACAAUCCAUCAGUGAUGGAUUUCAUUGACAGGAGUCUAGAGGAGUCUCCGCUCUCCUCCAAACACAUCCUCAACUUCCUGUACAACGGUCCACCUGAGGACCGUCCAGCUGACGUCCCUGGAUUUGACUGGCGUGACAUCUUCAACAUCACUGACCGGGUCAUUCAGAUGCUAAACCAACAUGGUGAUUGUGUACUGCUAGAUAAGUUUGUGGCUGUGUCUGAUGAGAACACCAUCACUCAUCGAGCCUUGGACCUGUUAAAGGACAACAAGUUCUGGGCAGGCCUCGUCUUCGUUAAUAUGCACUCUUGGACCACCGAUGUCCCACCUCAUGUUAAGUUCAAGAUUCGGAUGGAUAUUGAUGCAGUGGAGCGUACCAAUAAGGUCAAAGACAGGUAUUGGGACCCGGGCCCCAGAGCUGAUCCUAUGGAUGACUUUCGCUAUGUUUGGGGAGGCUUUGCUUAUCUUCAGGACAUCAUAGAGCACGGGAUCAUCAAGACUCAGACAGGAAAGGAGUGGCCAAUGGGUAUUUACCUACAGCAGAUGCCCUACCCUUGUUAUGUGGAUGACCUCUUCAUGCUCGCAUUGAACCGCUGUUUCCCAAUCUUCAUGGUACUGGCCUGGGUCUACUCUGUGUCCAUGAUUGUCAAGAGUAUUGUCCUGGAGAAGGAACUGCGCCUGAAGGAGACCAUGAAGGCCAUGGGGGUCACUAAUGGAGUCAUCUGGUCCACUUGGUUUAUUGACAGCUUCCUCAUGAUGGGCAUUAGCACGGCGCUCCUAACCGCCAUCAUCAUGGGAGGAAGGGUCCUGAACUACAGCAACGGCAUCAUCCUUUUCCUUUUUUUGCUCAGCUUUACUAUGGCUACCAUCAUGCAAUGCUUCCUCCUCAGCGUCUUCUUCAACCAGGCCAACCUAGCAGCAGCCUGCUGUGGGAUCGUUUACUUUACCCUUUACCUCCCGCACAUCUUCUGCUUCGCAUGGCAAGACCGCAUCACAAAGGAUAUGAAGCUGUUGCUGAGUCUGCUGUCCCAAGUGGCGUUUGGCUUUGGAACAGAGUACCUGUCGCGAUAUGAGGAGCAGGGCCUGGGUCUGCAGUGGGACAACAUCCGAACCAGCCCUUUGGAAGGGGAUGAGUUCUCCUUUCUUACUUCCAUCAGUAUGAUGGUCCUGGACACUGUGCUUUAUGCUGUGUUGGCCUGGUACCUGGACAAUGUCUUCCCUGGCCAGUAUGGAAUUAGUCGUCCGUUUUACUUCCCCUUCCUGCGCUGUUAUUGGUUUAACAGUGUGUCGCCGGAUUUAGGUGACGAAAAACUACAUUUGGAUAAAAAAUGCUCUGAUAGCAUGGCCAACAAAGAGCAAGGAGAGCUGCAGAAGCAAGAGGAAAAUGAAAACCAAAAUCAAGAGGAGGAGAAGACUCAGGAGGAGACGGCUUCAUGUGAACACCAGGAGAACCAGGCUGAGGCAGAGGAGAACCAGGAGAAAGAAGGUCAGUCAUUCUUUGAAGCAGAGCCAGCUGACCUGGUGAAGGGUGUUUGUAUUCAGGACCUGGUCAAGGUGUUCAGUGGUAACCCUACGCCAGCAGUGGAUGGACUUAGCAUCAGCUUUUAUGAGAGCCAGAUUACUGCCUUUCUGGGACAGAAUGGGGCUGGGAAGACCACCACCAUGUCUAUCUUGACUGGUAUGUUCCCUCCCACCUCAGGGACAGCCACCAUCUACAACAAGGACAUCCGCACAGACAUGGACACCAUCCGCCUGUCUCUGGGAAUGUGCCCUCAACACAACAUUCUUUUUCAGCAUAUGACUGUAGCGGAACAUAUCCUCUUCUACUCGCAAUUGAAAGGCCGUUCAAUAGCAGAGGCCGAGCAGGAGGUGGAGAACAUGCUGCAGGAUCUGGGUCUUCCACACAAGAGAAAUGAACUGACCCAGAACCUCUCAGGUGGAAUGCAGAGGAAGUUAUCAGUAGCUUUGGCGUUUGUUGGUGGGGCCAAGGUGGUGAUCCUGGAUGAGCCCACUUCCGGGGUAGACCCCUACUCCAGACGCUCCAUUUGGGACCUGCUGCUCAAAUAUCGUGCAGGACGCACAGUGAUCAUGUCCACACACCACAUGGACGAGGCGGACCUGCUGAGUGACAGGGUGGCGAUCAUCUCUCAGGGCCGCCUCUGCUGCUCCGGUUCCCCUAUCUUCCUCAAGAACUGUUUUGGCGCAGGUUUCUACCUCACUCUUGUAAGAAAAAUGAAACAUGAUACCAAAAAGGCCAGCUGUCACUUAACAGAGGAUUGCUCCUGUUGCUGUUCAAUGUGUUCAAAGUUUAAAGUGGACCAGGAGGAGAUUCAGACUUCAGACAGACAGCUGGAUGGUAACAUGGAAAGCAUCACAGCCCUGAUCAAGCAUCACGUGCCCCAGGCUCGGCUCAUCGAGGCCAUUGGCCAGGAGCUGACCUACCUGCUGCCAAACCAAAACUUCCAGCACAGAGCGUACGCCAGCUUGUUCAGAGAGCUGGAGGAAACCCUGGUGGACAGCGGCCUGAGCAGCUUUGGGGUCUCCGACACAUCGCUCGAGGAGAUCUUCCUAAAGGUCACUGCUAGUGGGACCAACAGGAAAUGUAUUCCAGACAAGAAAUCAUUGCAACAGAUCUGUCGUAGACUCUGUGGAUUCAACAGAGUGGCAGUUGAUAUGGAACCACCGAAAGAUUCAGAUGGGCCUUUGAAAACCAAUGGCCGGGGCCCAUGUGAUGUCUCGGACGGCACUGCAGGCCGGGGGUCCUACCAGGUCAGAGGGGUGCGUCUCACAAUCAAACAGUUCUUCGCACUGCUGAUCAAGAGAUUGCAUCAUGCAACGCGAUCUUACAAAGACUUCUUCGCCCAGAUUGUGCUGCCAGCCAGUUUUGUUUUUGUGGCCCUGACGUUCACUCUGAUCGUUCCACCUUUCGGAGAGUAUCCAAGUCUGACCCUCAGUCCCUGGAUGUAUGGGAGACAGUACACCUUCUUCCGCAAUGAGCGUCCUAUGGAUGCUCAGAUGAGAUACUUUGGUGAGGUGCUGUUGAACAAGCCUGGCUUUGGGACACGUUGCAUGGUGGAUGAGCCACUUGAAGAUUUCCCAUGUCACAACAUCACUACAGAGUGGGAGAUGCCCCUGAUUAACCCCGUCCUGAUAGAAAUGCUGGCCGGCCCAGAAUGGACCUCCCUCAGACCGUCUCCCGACUGUCAGUGCAGCACUCCCAGUAAACUCACCAUGCUCCCUGUGUGUCCUGCUGGAGCUGGAGGCCUGCCACCUCCACAGAGGAUCCAGUCAACAGGUGAUGUUCUCAUGGACCUAACAGGCAGGAGCAUCUCUGACUACCUGGUGAAGACCUACCCCAGCCUCAUCAGAACCAGCUUGAAGAGCAAAUAUUGGGUGAAUGAACAAAGGUAUGGAGGUAUAUCAGUGGGAGGGCAGCUUCCUCUUUUAGAGCUGCAGCCAAAGACCAUCAGGGAUGUAGCAGCACAGAUGGGACGACUGCUCAAUGUCACUGGGGGAAAAUACUCCAAGCAAACGCUAAAGGACAUAGGAACCUUCCUCAAAUUUAUGGAAACUCAAAACAAUGUCAAGGUGUGGUACAACAAUAAAGGCUGGCAUGCCAUGGUUUCCUUUAUGAAUGUGGCUAACAACGCCAUCCUUCGUGCAAACCUGCCGAAAGGAGCUAACCUGGAUACAUAUGGAAUCACUGCCAUCAACCACCCUCUGAACCUCACCAAAGAACAGCUGUCUGAGAUCACUGUCCUGACCACCUCAGUGGAUGCAGUGGUGGCCAUUUGUGUCAUCUUUGCCAUGUCCUUCGUUCCUGCCAGCUUCGUGCUCUAUUUAAUCCAGGAGAGGGUUACCCAGGCCAAACACCUGCAGUUUGUCAGUGGUGUCAGUCCAUUGGUGUACUGGAUGGCCAACUUCCUCUGGGACAUGUUGAAUUACUCCAUUAGUGCAGCGUUGGUGGUUGAAAUAUUCAUAUUUUUUGAUAAGAAGUGCUACACCUCACCAACCAACAUCCAGCCACUUAUUUCCUUGCUUAUGCUGUAUGGCUGGUCUGUGACGCCCAUGAUGUACCCCAUGUCUUUUGCAUUCAGCGUCCCCAGCACAGCAUACGUCUCUUUGUCAUGUAUCAACCUCUUCAUUGGAAUCAACAGCAGUGCCAUCACCUUCAUCCUGGACCUCUUUGAGGGCACCUCAGCCUUGUACAGGUUCAACCAGAUGUUAAAGACUGUGCUGCUCAUCUUCCCACAUUACUGCCUGGGCCGAGGUCUCAUAGACAUGGCCAUGAACCAGGCUGUGACUGAUAUCUACGCUCGCUUUGGUGAGGACUACAGUCCGGACCCCUAUAACUGGGACUUCUUGGGGAAGAACCUUUUCUGCAUGGCUGUUGAAGGAUUUCUAUAUUUCAUCUUGAACCUUCUGUUUCAGUAUCGCUUCUGCCUGGAUCACUGGAUGUCAGAUUGCACCAGGCCUCCUAUUGUGGAUGAAGAUUUAGACGUGGCAGAGGAACGAGAUCGACUCUAUAAGUGUGAAAAAACAAAUGACAUCUUAUGCGUACGGGACCUGUCCAAGACAUACACAGGAGCAAUCAUCCCUGCAGUGGAUCGAAUCUGUGUCGCAGUGUCACCUGGACAGUGCUUUGGUCUACUUGGGGUAAAUGGAGCAGGGAAAACAACAACCUUUAAAAUGUUAACUGGAGACAUUGAUGUCACCUCAGGGAAGGCCUCAGUUGCUGGUCACAGCAUUCUGACCAACAUCCUGGAUGUCCACCAGAACAUGGGGUACUGCCCACAGUUUGAUGCCAUAGAUGAGCUGCUAACAGGCAGAGAACAUCUCCACCUCUACGCUCGCCUGCGUGGAGUUCCAGAGUCUGAGAUCAGCAGGGUUGCAGAGUGGGCCAUUCAGAAACUGGAUCUGUCAGAGUAUGCCAGCCAAAGUGCUGGGACCUACAGCGGGGGCAACAAGAGAAAACUCUCCACAGCGAUCGCCAUGAUAGGCUGCCCUGCGCUGGUGCUACUGGAUGAGCCCACUACAGGCAUGGACCCUCUCUCCAGACGCUUCCUGUGGAACUCCAUCAUGAGUGUUAUUCAAGACGGACGUGCUGUGGUCCUCACCUCACAUAGUAUGGAGGAAUGUGAGGCGCUGUGUACCCGCUUAGCAAUUAUGGUUAAUGGAUCCUUUAAGUGUUUGGGAACUAUUCAGCAUCUGAAAUACAAGUUUGGUGACGGCUACGUGGUGACCAUGAAGAUAAGGGCAGCUAAACCUGGUUGUUCCCCAGACCUGACCCCUGCUGAAGCCUUCAUGGAGAGCACCUUCCCCGGCUGCAUACAGAGAGAGAAACACCACAACACUCUGCAGUACAAGAUUUCCUUCUCCUCCCUGGCUAAGAUCUUUCAAAUGGUCCUAGCUAACAAAGACAAGCUCAACAUAGAGGACUACUCAGUGUCCCAAACCACUCUUGACCAGGUUUUUGUGAAUUUCGCCAAGCAACAGUCUAGAGAGGACGAAGCUAUCGUGUUGCAUCCAAAAGCUGCUGGGGCACAGCGAUAUAUUGAAGCAAUACCCUUCAAGCCUUUGAAGAAGUGAACUUACUUUCAUGAGUUGAACUAGAGGACAAUGCUUUGGAGGAAUGAAAGUUGAACCUCCUUUUCAAAUAAAACAGUCAAAAGAAGAAUCUCUACAUUCUGCAGGGUCUGUUGGAGACAAGUGACUUAUGCCUUCAUAUUUGAGCAAAAAAAGGGUGUAUAUCACAUCAUUGGAGGGGCCUUUUGAGUGGGGCAGUCCUUGUUGAUCCAUUAUGUGGGGUUGGAUCUUGAAAAGCAGUUCGUGAUUGAAGCAGCCCUAUGUAGGACAUGAUCAUAUAUGUCAUAUUUGACUGUUGAUUUGACAUGUUGCAAUACUCUUAUUUUCCAGUAAUGCAGUAAAUCGGCUUUGGAAUUUGGAAAGUGUGGCACAUGUGCGUGCUUUAUGUUCCAAGUCUUGCUCACCUUGUAGGCCUUGCAAACUAAAAAACAGAACUUGAUCUGUAUAACAGGGUCCGUGACUUUGAUUGCUUACGUGUAAAAAAAAGUUCAAUAUCAUGUUGUGAUGGGAAUGUGGAGAAAGCAUGAAGGUUCCGUGUUUUUUUUUAAUUUGCUUUCAGACGCCAUAUUUUUUUUGCCUUCUACAGAUUUGCAGAAUAAGCACUCAGAAAAAUAUUCUUAGCACUUUAUUGAUGCAGCUUUAAUUGAAGCAUCAUAAUUAUUUUCAAGAUGUUCUGCUAGUGCAAUACAGCUAAUGCUUUCUUUUUUUUUUUUUU
This is a messenger RNA of Notothenia coriiceps (black rockcod), 7660 nucleotides long. It is a transcript of the gene abca4b, whose product is annotated as ATP-binding cassette, sub-family A (ABC1), member 4b. NCBI's taxonomy places the organism in Eukaryota, Metazoa, Chordata, Actinopteri, Perciformes, Nototheniidae. Gene Ontology annotation, cellular component: intracellular membrane-bounded organelle; membrane. Gene Ontology annotation, molecular function: ABC-type transporter activity; ATPase-coupled intramembrane lipid carrier activity; ATP binding. The record is from RefSeq and is a predicted model, not a curated record. The transcript has 50 exons. Gene Ontology annotation, biological process: lipid transport; transmembrane transport. Bases 1 to 6948 code for a protein of 2315 amino acids.